This is a messenger RNA of Closterium sp. NIES-65, 675 nucleotides long. Lineage: Eukaryota; Viridiplantae; Streptophyta; Zygnematophyceae; Desmidiales; Closteriaceae. The record is from the annotation of a GenBank genome assembly.
AUGCACCUGCACUACUACUACCCACUAUCAACCCUAGUGUGCCCCCCUCCCUGCUGUUACUCCUGCGCACCUCUCCUUGCUGAUACUCCUCUCCUCCCUUCCUGGUCGUGGUUCCUCUCCUCCCUUCCCUGCUGUGGUUCCCCUGCUCCCCUCCCUACUGUGACUCCUCUCCUCCCUUCCCUGCUGUGGUUCCCCUGCUCCCCUCCCUGCUGUGGUUCCUCUCCUCCCUUCCCUGCUGUGGUUACCCUGCUCCCCUCCCUGCUGUGGUUCCUCUCCUCCCUUCCCUGCUGCGGCUCCUCUGCUCCCCUCCUUGCUGUGGUUCCUCUCCUCCCUUUCCAGCUGUGGUUCCCAUGCUCCCCUCCCUGCUAUGGUUCCUCUCCUCCCUUCCCUGCUGUGGUUCCCCUGCUCCUCUCCCUGCUGUGGUUCCUCUCCUCCCUUCCCUGCUGUGGUUCCCCUGCUCCUCUCCCUGCUGUGGUUCCUCUCCUCCCUUCCCUGCUGUGGUUCACCUGCUCCCUUCCCUGCUUUGGUUCCUCUCCUCCCUUCCCUGCUAUGGUUCCCCUGAUCCUCUCCUUGCUGUGGUUCCUCUCCUCCCCUCCCUGCUGUGGCUCCCCUGUCCCCCCAUUCCCUCUUACUCCAAGCUCGGAGCACCGCAAUUCCACCAUUCAUCUCCUCUAG